AUGGCAGCAAAUGAUCCCGGCCUGGCCCAAAUGGGCGCCCCGGGCGACGACCCGACCAAAGGCGCCGCCAUCGAAGACUCCAAAGACGGCAGCAUCGUCGAAGCCGAACGCUCCGUCGCCCCGGACCAGUUCGACGAGCGCUUCCAGACGGGCAAGUACGAGAUCUGGGCCUACUACAGCUACUACAUCGGCAACAACGGCCUGACGCUGUUCAACUUCGCGCCGACGGCGGCGCAGAACCUGGUCUACCAGCGGGCCGUGGUGGUGGGAGGGGAGAAUAAUGAUCGCUUGCGGUUUGCGGGGGGGAACAGGACGAUCAACAGUAUUAUCCUGCUGUGUAACGGAAUAAGCUUCGCGAUACAGAUUGUGGUGUUCUUGGUCCUGGGGUCGUACGCGGAUUUCGGGACGUUCAGGCCGAAUAUCUUGAUCGUGCUGUCGUUGAUUGCGUGGGGGCUGGGGUUUGGAUGGCUUGGGGUCCAUCACCAAGAGCAAUGGAAGACGGGGCUGGGACUCUAUAUUAUUGGGUUGAUUGCGUAUCAGCUCUGCUUGACGUACUGGACGGCGGCUUUCCCGGGGCUGGCUCGUAAUACGGCUGAGCUGAGGGAUAAGGCGAGGCAGUUUGAAGAGGGCGAGAUCUCAAGGGAUGAAUAUGAUUUUGCGGAUAUGAUGAAGAGGAACGAGCUGAGCAAUACGGCCUUCUACGUCCAAAGCAUGGGCGAGAUUGUGAUAUUGGCAGUCAUCGUUGGGAUAAUGUUCGGCGUCAACGUCAACGCCUCCACCGCCAACAACAACUGGGGCCUCUCCGUCCUCAUCGCCUUCGCCAGCGGCGUCUGGCUCCUCCUCGCCAUCCCCUGGUUCAUCCUCGAGAAACGCCGUCCCGGCCAGGACCCCGGGAUGAACAUCGUCAUCGCCGGCUUCUGGCAGCUCUACCGCGCCGUCACGCAGAUCUGGCAGCUCAAGCAGUCGCUCGCGUACCUGAUCGGUUAUUUCCUGCUCGGGGACUCGCUGAACACGACGGUGACGGUGAUUGCCACGCUGCAGAAUGAGAUUGUGGCGUAUAACACGCUGCAGCUUACGUAUCUUCUGAUUGUCGGUAUUGUCGCGCAGGCGGUGGGGAUCUUUACGUAUUGGAAUUUGCAGAAGAGGUUUCGACUGUCGACGAAGACGAUGUUUAAUGUGGUUGCGGUGGGGAUUAUUGCAUUGGAUGGGUGGGGCAUGAUUGGGAUUUGGACGGAUAAGUUUGGGUUCCACAACAAGUGGGAGGUAUGGCUCUACCAAGCCUUCUACGGCCUCUUCGUCUGCCCGUGGUACAGCUACUCGCAAACCAUGAUCUCCGAAGUCACGCCCCGCGGGAAAGAAUUCCUCUUCUUCUCCCUCUUCAGCAUAGUGGGCAAGACGUCCUCCUUCAUCGGCCCGCUGGUCUCUUCGGCCAUCAUCGACGCGGCGGGCGAUGCGAACAACGCCAACUCGACCCCGUUUUACUUUUUGUUCGCGCUGAGUCUGGUGAGCUUUGGGUUUUUGCUGUUUUUUGUGGAUGUCAAGAAGAGUCGGGUGGAGCAGAGGGAGUUUUUGGAGAGGGAGAGGAGGGCGAAGGAGAAGAUUGGGGGUGGGGGGAGUGAGGUGUCUUGA
This is a messenger RNA of Saxophila tyrrhenica, 1629 nucleotides long. RefSeq lists its product as uncharacterized. The coding region runs from base 1 to 1629 and encodes 542 amino acids. The transcript is spliced from 3 exons. Lineage: Eukaryota; Fungi; Ascomycota; Dothideomycetes; Mycosphaerellales; Extremaceae. The record is from RefSeq and is a predicted model, not a curated record.